Molecule: messenger RNA, 735 nt
Organism: Porites lobata
Lineage: Eukaryota; Metazoa; Cnidaria; Anthozoa; Scleractinia; Poritidae
Source: the annotation of a GenBank genome assembly
UUAGCUUCUCUUGUCGUUUACAAAACUGCUUCAUGGAAGAGUACAGAUGACUUCUGCAGCAUCUUGGAGUACAAAGAAGGAGGAGUUCUUCCCAGUGUCUGCGAAGGCCUGGACACUAAUAUUGCAAGCUUGGCUUCUUACGUCAGUCCAACCUGCAGAAACGUAGAAGAAUACAAAGAUAUUCCGAUUGAUCCCCAUGAUAAGCUUGAAUUCCUGUCUGAUUUGUAUUCUGGUAAAGUUGUGUCAUUCCAGAUUCCUGAUGCUGAUUGGCUGGUCAGCAACAAAUGGAUAAACAGCCGUGACCGCGACUCUGCUAUUUUUGUUAAGAACCUAGAGGUAUUUUUGCCGACAUCUAGCGCGCAUGAGCGUAAUGUUAGGGUCGAAUGGAAAGCUGUUGGGAUGAAUUACUUUACCCCCUCAAAUCCGACCAGUAAGAGGUAUGCUAUUGUCCCACGAAAGAAGUCUGUUUUUGAGUACAACGAAGGACGGGGUGCACCCGAGCACUGCAUGAAAGAAAGUUCCUUGCUGAACAAUCCUUACGGACCUAACCUGCCAAAGAUCUGCCCCUUGAAUGUCGAUGACAACAGCUGUGAUGAGCUCUUGCAAAAAACACCAUUAUUUCCAUCGGUCUACUCGAAAUGGAAAAUAUCUAUAUCUGGCUACGAAUCUGCCCGGAUUCCAAAUCCUGCGAACCAGGACUUCGCCAUCAAAUUUGGAGUGAAGCUCUGCAUCUUG